Messenger RNA from Erigeron canadensis, 1886 nucleotides. RefSeq names its product receptor-like protein 19. Gene Ontology annotation, molecular function: protein binding. Lineage: Eukaryota; Viridiplantae; Streptophyta; Magnoliopsida; Asterales; Asteraceae. The record is from RefSeq and is a predicted model, not a curated record. The coding region runs from base 16 to 1545 and encodes 509 amino acids. The transcript is spliced from 2 exons.
GGUGCUUAUGAUCUCAUGGACCUACAGAUAUCUGAUAAUAAUCUCAUUGGUAAAAUCCCGGAUUCCUUUAGAAACUUCACUAGGCUCGAUAGGGUGUACUUUUUCUCAAAUUAUUUAAGUGGUGAGUUUCCUAAAGAAAUUAACUUGGGUAAGAUCAGGAGGCUUUCAAUUGAUAACAACAUGCUCUCUGGUCCUUUACCACGAGUUGGUGAGUUAACCGAGACAUUCACAGCGAGUGAUAAUUUAUUCUCUGGUCCUAUAUCACCCGAAAUUGGUAAUGCAAGUGGUUUAAUUGAGUUAUCUCUCCCAAGAAAUCGACUCACGGGUCCAAUCCCUAAUUCUAUUGGUAAUUUAACGUCCCUUCGAUACCUCAACCUUGAUGACAACAUGUUUCAUGGAACUCUCCCAAAAGUACCUAUUAACAUAGUUGCUUAUUCUAUCAAGAACAAUACAAUGGAAGGACAAAUUCACUCAUCAAUUUGCAGUUCAACUUUUUUGGUAUUUUUUCAUGUGUCGAAUAAUAUGAUCAGUGGUGUAGUCCCGGAUUGUUUCAAGAAUGGUAGUAGAUUGACUAGCCUAAAUCUCUAUGAAAAUCAAUUACAAGGUCUAGUGCCACGAAGCCUAAAGAAUUGCAGUCGUCUACAAGUUCUAGAUCUUGGAAAAAACAUGAUAAGCAACGUUUUUCCCCAAUGGCUUGACACUCUUCCACAACUAGAAGUUCUUGUUUUGAAAUCCGGUAGACUUCAUGGACCAGUUAACAUUUCAAGAAGUCUGCUCCCGUUUCCUAGAUUACGAAUCCUUGAUAUCUCUGGAAACUUGUUUACUGGUCAUCUGCCAUCCAACUAUUUCGAGAACUUUAAGGCCAUGAUGGAUAUUAAUCAACAAGAAAGAGUUCCAAGAUACAUGGGUAACGAAAUAUAUAAAGAGAGUGUUGAGCUUGUUGUUAAAGGACAGGAAAUGAAAAUCGACAGAAUUUUAACUGUGUUGACAGCUAUUGACCUUUCGAACAACAAAUUUGAAGGAGAGAUUCCAGAUAAUAUUCGAAUGCUUAACUCUCUUCGUUACCUCAACCUAUCUCACAACCAACUAUCCGGACAUAUUCCUAAAACGAUUAGAAAUUUGACACUACUUGAAUCGCUAGAUCUAUCGUCAAACCAAGUCACGGGAAAAAUUCCUCCUGAGCUUACUAGGCUAACAUUUAUGGCCGUGUUCAAUGUUUCAAAUAAUCAACUUUCUGGUACUAUACCACAAGGGGGGCAAUUUAAUACAUAUGAAACAAAUUCGUAUCAAGGAAACCCUGCAUUGUGUGGAUACCCAUUGCCAAAAGGAUGCCGAGAAAAUGAAGUAGCAACAAGACCACCGUUGUCACCGCUACAAGAAGAUGAUGACUCGACGUUUUUCAGUGGAUUUACAUGGCAAUCUGUUGUAUUGGGGUACGCAUGGGGUAUUGUACUUGGAAUAGGUUUUGGAUGUGUUAUGUUGAUUAAGGGAAAACCAAAUUGGGUUUUGAGGUUAGUUAAUGAACGAAAGUUGAGGGAUGACUAAAGAGAUCGAAGAAAAGUAGUGUUGGAUUAUCAUUUAAUAGUUUAAUUAGCUAGCUUGUUCCAUGAUACAAAAUAAAGUUACGUACAUAUUACAAUACAUAUUAUUAGGUACUUUCGUAUAAUCAUGACAGUUGGAACUUGGAUGUGGCCAGAAAAAUGCAGCGGCUCUUGAUGGUUGCGAUCAGGUGGCGGUGGUGGACGGCGGCUCGUGGGUGAUGAUCUUUAUGGAUGAUGGUAGAUGGUGUUUAUGGAUGAUAAGGAUGAAUGGAAUCUAGUGUAUAUGAUGAUUGAGUGGUUUCCCAAAAAGUGUGUGAGAGAUUUAUCAGCUACAAGAGAGACAAC